AACUGUCAUGUUCCUACGCGCCCUCUGACAUCAGCCACCUUCUCUGUCACUAGUUUCUCUGCACUCAAAUUAAUCCUGGGCGAUGAAAAAUGAACCUCUCCCCCACCCUUGCUGCCGCCUUUUGCCUCACGCCCCAGAGAGAAGUUUCUCCGCCAGGCAGUGGGUGAAGGUUUUUUUCCAAGUCACAUGAUCCAGGAUGCAGGGGGAAAAUCCUUCUUGGAACAGAGAUGGGCCCAGAACCGGAUCAGAUGAGGCGAGAUAAGGUGUGAUGCUGGACAGCCUAUAUAAAGCAUGGAGCCAGGGCUGCAGCCAGCACGCAGCCGCGGGGCCCUUUCCCCUGAGCCAGCCAUGCAGGUGCCUCCGGGCCCCAUGGCCAGCCACUGGGGAGCCACCAACCGCAGCUACUUCUACCUCACCACCGCCGCGCUGGCUCUAUGUCUCGUCGUCACGGUGGCAACCAUUAUGGUCCUGGCGGUGCAGAGGACGGACUCCAUUCUCAGCCCACCUGAUAACAUCCCCCUUAAAGGAGGAAAUUGCUCAGAGGACCUCUUAUGCAUCUUGAAAAGGGCGCCAUUCAAGAAGUCAUGGGCCUACCUCCAAGUGUCAAAAUAUCUGAACAGUACCAUGCUGUCUUGGAAUGAAGAUGGCAUCAUCCACGGAGUCAGAUACAAGAAUGGGAAUCUGGUCAUCCAGUUCCCAGGUUGGUACUUCAUCAUUUGCCAACUGCAGUUUGUUGUGCAAUGCUCAAAUCAUUCUGUAGACCUGAAGUUGGUGCUUCUUGUCAACACAGAGGUCAAAAAACAGGCACUGGUAACAGUAUGCAAGUCUGGAGUACAAACCAAAACCAUAUACCAGAAUCUCUCUCAAUUCUUUCUGGACUACUUGCCGGUCAACACCACUAUAUCAGUCAUGGUGGAUAAAUUCCAGUACGUGGAUACAGACACCUUUCCCCUUGAUAAUGUGCUGGCCAUCUUUUUAUACAGUAGUUCACACUGAACAGUUUCUCUUGGCCU
This is a messenger RNA of Castor canadensis (American beaver), 1013 nucleotides long. RefSeq names its product TNF superfamily member 8 (gene Tnfsf8). Lineage: Eukaryota; Metazoa; Chordata; Mammalia; Rodentia; Castoridae. Gene Ontology annotation, molecular function: tumor necrosis factor receptor binding. The record is from RefSeq and is a predicted model, not a curated record. Gene Ontology annotation, biological process: CD8-positive, alpha-beta T cell differentiation; immune response. Gene Ontology annotation, cellular component: membrane.